Messenger RNA from Spodoptera exigua (beet armyworm), 1183 nucleotides. Lineage: Eukaryota; Metazoa; Arthropoda; Insecta; Lepidoptera; Noctuidae. The record is from the annotation of a GenBank genome assembly.
CAGUUUCGAGUGUGACGCGGCCUCAUUUGUAGUCUGUGCUUAGGCUGUGUAGUGGCGCCCAAAACUCACAAAGUCUAGGUGCCGUGUGACGAUCGUGACGAAUGGAACUAUAUUGAUCAACUCGUAGUGCCUAGUCUACAUUCGGCGACCGCGCCAUUCGGACGUCCGCCUUCGCCAAUUUUGUUAAACAAACGCUUUAAUUAAUUACUUUGCAAUUCGCAAUAUUACAAAAACAAAUGUACUAAGCUGUCAACAACGAGUAGUCUAAAGGUAAUUAUUAAUCAGUCUUCGUGCAUUUACUUGUGAAUUGUGUUUCUUUGUGUUAUAAAGUGUUGUUACCUCACAAGUGUUUGUUGUCAUAAACUUUUAAGUGUUUCUCUGAUAAUAAUAGAAUAAACGAGGUGUGUUUUCCUAUAAGUGCGCGAUAAUGGCUGAUGAACUGGACCUUGACGUUGCUCCUGGUGACUUGAGCGAAGAAUGUCGCUUGUUUCUUCGGGAACGAUACCGUGGACGAAGCCUGCCUCCCAACUUAUCUGGAAUCCUCAAUCAGCAGACUGGAGGUUGUGGAGCACAGACCCUGGAAGACUUGGAGCGUAACCUCACAGCCAACGCGCAAGGCCAACAAGCUGGCGCCGCUAAGGGAAAGAAACCUGCGCCUGAGCAGAAGCAGACUCAAAGUGGUGGUGCACAGACCUCACAAGCUUCGGGGAGCGGCGUCAAGGCCAACGCGCAAGGCCAACAAGCUGGCGGCGCUAAGGAGAAGAAGCCUGCGCCUGAGCAGAAGGCUACAAGAACACCAAGGAAAAGAAAACCUGAAGAUGAAGAGCUCGUCGCAAAGAGGAAUAAAUGUUAUGAACUUCGCUCCGAGUAUAAUAAAUACAGGGUCGAGUUCCGUCACUUCCAGGACCACAGGACGGCGAACAGACAAAAAGAGCAAAUAAAACAUACGUACGGACAACUGCAAACUCAAAUAAAGAAUUAUAAGCUGUUCGUUGAAAAAAAGAAACUCGAUAUAGACGAAGAUAUUUUAAAUCUGGACAAACUAAUUACUGGCACAAAGGAAAAUAACUACCAGAAAACUGUCGAGGAAGAAGAAUGCGAAAACACUGAGAAAGAACCACAGAUAAGUAUCGCGAAAAACAACGAGAACACCUAUAAUAUAAUUAUUAAAAUCCCAAAAUAA